Messenger RNA from Phalacrocorax carbo (great cormorant), 4592 nucleotides. The record is from RefSeq and is a predicted model, not a curated record. Lineage: Eukaryota; Metazoa; Chordata; Aves; Suliformes; Phalacrocoracidae.
GUGUGCGGUGCCGUGCGCAGGCGCGGAGGGCCCGGGUGGGCCCGGUGUCGCCAUGGCCUCCUGAGGCCCUCAGCGCCCCCGCGCCGGUGCCGGCGCCCGCGGGGCAGCGGGGCAGGGCCCGACCCGACCCCUCCCCUCCUCACCCCGACGAGCUGAGCCUAGCCCAGCCCAGCCCAGCCGAGUCCCGCCUGCUCGCCCGCCCGCACGCCGGGAGGUCUCUUGGCUUGUGGGUGACUCUCUAGCAAUCCCAACUGGAACCUCAUACCAAAAGGCACCAUGAUAGUGAUGACUGACAUCACUGCAGCCCCCAGAUUGGGGUCAACUGCCACUACUCCAGCUGUGGGUCCCAACUUCUCCUGGAUGCCGGAGGAUGGCAGCCCCACGGCUGUGGAGCAGCCAAUAUUCCUCAUGACCACCGCUGCUCAGGCCAUCUCAGGUUUCUUUGUAUGGACAGCUUUGCUCAUCACCUGCCAUCAGAUCUACAUGCACCUUCGCUACUAUAGCUGCCCAAAUGAACAGCGCUACAUUGUUCGGAUCCUCUUCAUUGUGCCCAUUUACGCCUUUGACUCAUGGCUCAGUCUCCUGUUCUUCACCAAUGACCAGUACUAUGUUUACUUUGGCACAGUGCGGGACUGCUAUGAAGCCUUUGUAAUAUACAACUUUCUCAGCCUCUGCUAUGAGUACUUGGGAGGGGAGAGCUCCAUCAUGUCUGAGAUCAGAGGGAAACCAAUUGAGUCCAGCUGUGUUUACGGGACUUGCUGCCUGUGGGGAAAGACCUAUUCGAUUGGAUUCCUGAGGUUCUGCAAACAGGCAACCCUGCAGUUCUGUGUGGUGAAGCCCCUCAUGGCGAUCAGCACAGUCAUCCUUCAGGCCUUCGGCAAGUACCAGGAUGGUGACUUUGACGUAAGCAGUGGCUACCUCUAUGUGACGAUCAUCUACAACAUCUCUGUCAGCCUGGCGCUGUAUGCCCUCUUCCUUUUCUACUUCGCCACACGUGAGCUUCUCAGUCCCUACAGCCCAGUCCUCAAGUUCUUCAUGGUGAAGUCUGUCAUAUUCCUGUCCUUCUGGCAAGGGAUGCUGUUGGCCAUCUUGGAGAAGUGUGGUGCCAUCCCCAAAAUCCACUCUGCCAGCGUGUCUGUAGGUGAAGGCACAGUAGCUGCUGGGUAUCAGGACUUCAUCAUUUGCGUGGAGAUGUUCUUUGCAGCCAUCGCCCUGCGCCAUGCCUUCACAUACAAGGUGUAUGUGGACAAGAGACUUGAUGCCCAAGCUGUUCCAUCAUAUGGGCCAUACGGUCGCUGUGCUCCCAUGAAGAGCAUCUCCAGCAGCCUCAAGGAGACCAUGAACCCCCAUGACAUUGUCCAAGAUGCGAUCCACAACUUCUCCCCAGCCUACCAGCAGUACACCCAGCAGUCAACGCUGGAGCAUGGUCCACCGUGGCGCAAUGGCAGUCACGUUAUCUCACGCUCCCACAGCUGCUCGGGUGCCCGUGACAAUGAGAAGACCCUCUUGCUGAGCUCUGAUGAUGAGUUCUAGGAGAAACUGCCAGCACAGGCUGUGAUUUUCCGUCUUCUGUUGUUUUUUUUUUUUUUUUUUUAAUUUAUUGAAGCAGAAACGUGCAAGCCGUAUCACUUCCUAGAGAGUGCAGGUUGCAGAAGUGGGCGCUUGCCAUUAGCUUUUGUGGGUAUGGACAUGAUGAGCAGUGCAGAGGUGGGGGAAUGGCCAGGACUCCAUCCUCGAGGCCAUUCCGUACAGCAGCAAUCACCUGGAAUUAAUUGAAGCAAAGCUCCAGGGUUUAGGGCUCUGGCCUCCCACACCUGCCCAGCUUGGUGUGGAGCGUGACUGGCCAGAGCCCAGAGUUGUGGCCAAAAAUGGUUUGGUUGGGUUUUUUUCUUUUUUCUUUUUUUUGGUUGGGUUUUUUUUUUCUUUUUUCCCAACUGGACAAUGCAACUGCUUUGUAUUCCUCUUCCUGACUGGUUGAUAUAGGUACAGCUUGCUCCCCAAUACUAACAUCUCUGUGAUCCUUGGGAAAUGGGAUUAGGAUUUGGCCAUAAGCAUUCCUGAGGACCAGACCAGACAUUGGUCCCUCUGUAGCCAUCGCCUUGAAUACUUAGCAAGGAACAUCUGCCCCCACCCUCCUAAGCACCUGGUUGUGCAGUCCUGUACUUGAGUGAACGAGGGGAAAAAGGACAGGACUUUCUUCCUCUUCUUCCACUCCCUGUGUCCCCCUGCUCCCCAUCAAAGCUGAUGCUUGUUGAAGCUCAGCAGGGAUGGAAUUACUGUCUCACAAGGGUGGGGUUUUCUAAUCACCAGGAGUCCAAGCUUCUCAUCUCCCCUGUGUUCCUGUGGCAAGAAGCCUCCCUGGAGUGUCUGUCUCCUGCUAACAAGACUGAGGACUGGCCAUGAUGGGUGGUGGAAGUUUGUAAAGCUCUGGCCCUUUCAUCCCUCUUUAGGAAAGGAAGAUAUAUAAACACUAAAAUGUUUCUAUUUCUUGUUUCCUGUCCCCCACCAACAUAGCUGCCCCUCUUAAAGGUGUGGAUUGCACCAGGUAGCUUUCAAAGCAGGUCCUGGUCUCUCAGAGCUAGCUCUCCCCAUGCUUGUCAUCACUGACUUCCCCUGUGAGCUGCACAAGCUUUGCCCUUUGGCUAGAAUAUUCAGGAAGGGAUGUUGCACACUCCUUUGCUUUUUAUCUCCAUAGCUGUUUGGGGCCAAACUGGAGCAGACUUGAAACCUGACAUGACCUGGCUGGUUAAAAUUAUCCCUCUUAGUUUCCCAGGCAGCAGUUGCUGCUGCUUCUGCACCCUUCACAGGCCCUGCAGCAAUAGUGAUGCUAUCAAGGGUGGAGCCAGCAUCCACAGGAGUGAGAAAAGCAGCUUCCCCUUGCUUUUGUUGGAUUUUGGAUUGGCCCCCAGGUAUUUAGUGGAGCCAAAAUAUAAAUGAUCCCUCUGUAGAUCUAUUCAGGGGCCAGGAAAUGCCUCUUGCUUGCUUAAAAUUGUCUAGGGGAGGAGGGGGGAGCACAUUCAAGUGCCAUAGAUCAGAUGCCCCUACUCCCAAGCAGGAUGCAAAAUGGAGAGGUUGGAGCAAGUCACUAUGUUCUUGGCUGUAGUUCCUCUGUUCCUCUCCCCCUUGAUGCCUGCCCUGCCAUCAGCAGACCUGCACGUUUCCAGAUUGCCCCUCAUUGCUCUGCUGGAAGAACUGGGGUCUGGUUUACUGUCUGGAGUUCACCUUUCCUCUUGUAUCCCGUUUUGUGUGCUUGCUAAUUCACUUUCUCAGAAGUGACUGUGAGCAAAGAACGCCUCAUUUCCUCAGCGCCCCUGCUGGAAUCUCGUGGUUGGGAGCAGGGGGAAAAGGGCUUGCUCCCUACUGUGAGGAUAAGAUGGGGGAAGGCGUAAGGACAGUGUCUCCUUCCAUACUUGCCACUUUGAGGGAGCUGGAUGGAAGCAGGGUCAGUGGAUCCAGCAGCAGAGAAGCUGCUGGAUUUCCCCACUUACAUCCCGUGAUGCCACGCAGUUAGUUACUGCUUUUCCUAAAUCCGUCGCUGCUUAAAUGGACAUGCAAAUACUGUCUGCCAGGCUUUGUGUGGGCUUGGUGUAAAACUCCUUUUCCUCAUGCUGUAAGCUGCCGGGAAAGCAAGGCUGAAGAUUGAAUGGCUUCCAUCUUCCAUGGCUUUGAUUAAUAGUCCUUUAGCGUGACGUAUUUAUUUUAAACUUCCCCUCUCUGUUAGUGGGGCGUGGGACAUGAUCCCUUCCUCCCCAAGGCAUUUGUAGGCCUUGAUGAUGUCCCAGUGUCACUUAAUUGGUGACUGUCCCCAAUCUUUGUUGGGUGGCCAAGAUCUGAAAUCUCUGGGAUUGCCCCGCUGAAAGUGACUGGGGCUUGGGGACGCAUUUUUUAAAAAUUACUUUGAAAUGUGUGCUGCAUAUUUAUGCUGUGCAGGGGAUCUGGAUAUUCUUAAAGCUUCCUGUAUGUAGUGGUUUAAAGUGUAACCCUUUUGCACUAGCUGCCUUUGAAAAAGCCUGAUGAAGAACUAGCACCCAAACAACAGCCAGCUGCCAUGCAUUAUAAUUUUUAUAUAUAUGAAUAUAUAUAUAUAUUUUUUAACACCACACAAAAUCAUCUCUGAGCUUCCUGCUCUCCCUCACAACAGGUAAGUGCCAGAGGAAGGACUGAUUCUGAAGCCAGUCUGGCUUGGUGGAACAAAUACAAGACCCAGAGCUUGAGACCAAGGCAUCCCUGGUCUGGCAGGUCUAUUUGCAGUAGCUCAGGGCCUCAACAAAUGUGUUGGUUCCAGGAGUAGGCCCUUGGAGCUGCUCUCCCUCACCUGCUUCCCUUCUUCCUUCCUUCCUUCCUUCUUGUUUACCAUGUAACAUACCCAUGGGACUUGUUUAUUAUUUUUCCAUAUAGAGUAGUUCUUUGUAUAUAAAUGAAAAAAAUGUAUGAUAAAUAAGACAGAGUCACCUAGUUUUGUACCUAUCGUGUUUAACUGACGUGAGCUCAGCGACAAGCCGCUCUCUCUAUUUUGGUCUUUGUGACGUUAUACUCUGCAGAAAUGAGCAAAUAUGAUGACAAAUAAAAAUAUAGAGAUAAUAUAGAUUGUA